UGGUGCUGUCCUCUGCCUGGUCCUUGCCCUUUGUCCUUGUCCUCUACCUGUUGUUGCCCUCUGCUCGGUCCUUGCCCUCUGCCUGUUGUUGCCCUCUGACUUGUCCUUGCCCUAUGCCUGGUCCUUGCAAUCUGCCUUUUGUUGCCCUCAGCCUGGUCCUUGCCCUUUGCCUGUUGUUGCCCUCUGACUUGUCCUUGACCUCUGCCUGGUCCUUGCCAUCUGCCUUUUGUUGCCCUCUGGCUGGUACUUGCCCUCAGCCUGGUCCUUGCCCGCUGCCUCUCUAUUGCCCUCAUCUUGGUGCCAGCCCGCUCCGGUUGUAGGUGGAAAGUCGGCGAGGAGCGGAGAUGACCGGAUUCCCAGUCUCACGCCAUGCGAGAUAUUGCACUUACAGGAACUUAACCCCAUCACCGCCUGCAGGCACGGUUCGAGUCGGCAUGGGGCAGGCGGGUCCGGACAGGCAGGGGUUAAUGUCUCCGAAUUGCCUGAGCAGAGAAGUUAUCCAGCCAAUAAUAAACAAGGUAGAUUCCUGGAUGAUGUCAGAAUUACAACUUCAACACUCCAAGAGGGAAAGGGGGAAAUCUCAAAAUCAGAGAUCCGUCAGACAGCGAGAGGGAUAGAAGUAGUGUGUGGGAUAGAACUUCGCUAUGGAAUGGAUGCUGCACGUUCCACACACAGGGUUCCAAGCUAUAUUCCACCACUGGGCGGCGACUGAGUCUCUGACCACUAGGGAGGCCACUGGGCAGGCUGAGCUCAUAGGGGACAUCCCUGAGUAAUAUGGAGCAAGUAGAAUAAAGUGUCAAGUCAACUGCUUAGACCUGGACUGACUUCAAUGAGGAUCUGGCAUCUGCAGAGAUAAGACCCUGGCUAUACAGAGAGCUCUGAGGAACACAAUUAAACUCUGUUAUCCUAAAUGCAAGAAUGUUCUUCACCUGACAACUUAGCAAGGACUCAUUGCACAGGUUGGUAGCGGGAGGGGGUUUAAAGCCUUAGAGAUAAAUCCAUAUUCCAAUAACCUAACAUGAAGAUAGAAUAGAGGGGGACAUGACAUCAGAUUUGUCAGCAGUUUCUAUUGGGUAGAUUUAUAGAUAGAUAGAUAGAUAGAUAGAUAGAUAGAUAGAUAGAUAGAUUUGAAAUCUGUAUUUGAAAUAAAAGUUUGAGUGUUGCAGAACUUGAUCUGACAAUCAAUGUGUUUAGAGCUUAACCCAAAUUAAUUUGGAAUACAGAAACUGGACAGAUCAGUGCUAAAGGGCUGACAAUUCUAUUGUUGAUUGGUGAUAGAGUUUAGCACAAUAAAUCUGUAUGUGGUGGUAAAGGUGUAUUUGUUUCAAGAACUCAAAUAUUAGUGUCUCAUAAUCACAUAUGAUCUACUGGUCCUUUUUUCAGACUUAAAUAAUGAAGUAAAAAAAAAGAAUAUAUUCAAAAUAUAUGUAUUCAGUUAAUAAAGGUCAUGAAAACGUUUUGAUUUCUGGCUGAACAGAGUCUCCAAAUUUAUUCACAAGAAUCGAUUUUCAAGAAAAAGGUCUUAUUUUUAACAUUUUGUGUAUUCAGGUCCAGUCUCUCAUCCGUCCUAAAGAUGUAUGAAGUUCUUCCCAUUCCAUCCUUGAACAGUGUUCUUCUCUCCUUCCUGAGCAUUCUAGCUGCUGUAUACAUAUGGAAAUGGAUCAACGUCUGGAUUAUCCCCAGAUUUUCUGGAAACUCUCCUUCACCACCUGGUCCUUUCCCAUGGCCAUUGAUUGGCAAUGCUUUGCAGCUAGGUAGUUCUCCUCAUUUGUCUUUCGUGAGCUUAGCCAGGCGAUAUGGCGAGGUAUUCCAGAUCAAGCUGGGCAGCCAGAAGGUGGUGGUCCUCAAUGGGGAAAAGAUCAUUCGCCAAGCCCUGCUGCGGAGGGGAGCAGACUUCGCUGGUCGUCCUGAUUUUACAUCCUUCCAGUUUGUAUCAGGGGGACGAAGUUUGGCAUUUGGUGCCUAUAAUGAGAGGUGGAAAGCUCAUCGCAAAGUGGCCCAUUCCACUGUGAGAGCCUUCUCCACUGGUAACCCCCAGACCAAGCAAAGCCUGGGACAACACGUUCUCAGUGAGACCAGGGAGCUCAUUGAAUUGUUCUCGGAACUUGGUCAGGGAGGUAAGUCCUUCUCCCCUGGAAGACAUCUGGUGGUCGCCGUGGCCAACGUGAUGAGUGCUGUGUGCUUUGGUCAGCGCUAUAGCCAUGGUGAUCUAGAGUUCCAGUCUCUCCUAAGUAAUAAUGACAAAUUCAGUAAGACUGUAGGGGCCGGCAGUCUGGUGGAUGUAAUGCCUUGGCUCCAAUAUUUCCCAAACCCAGUGAGAAAUGUCUUCAGAACCUUCCAGCAGGUCAACCAUGAGUUCUACAGCUUCGUCUACAGCAAGUUCCUCCAGCAUCGCCAUACAGUCAUGCGGGGGGUUACCAGAGAUAUGCUGGAUGCUCUCAUUCACACCUUAAUAGGGAAGGAUGGCAACAAGGAGACAACUCAAAAUGGAAUAGAAAAGGAAGCGGGGGUUAAGAAUGGCCAGCCAGGCAAUCACUUGCUGGAGAGUGACCAUGUUCCAUCUACUGUAACAGACAUAUUUGGGGCCAGUCAGGAUACCUUGUCCACAGCAAUGCAAUGGCUGUUCUUCUUCCUUAUCAGGUAAGGACUCCUACCAGGACACAUCCACAUCAAUACAUUUCCAGAAUGACAUAGUGUAGUGCACAUUAUAUUUUACUAAUCAGAUUGCAGUCCUAUAGCCUUUUGUCAAGUGAAAGGGGCUUCCUGUUAUUUUACAUUGUGUAUAAGCAGUUUUGUGUUAAAUAGAUGCAAACAUUUGACCAGACACAUAAAACCUAAUGGAGCACCUCACAGAUCAUGUAUAUGGUUUUUAUUUUGAUCAUACACAUUAGUGUAUGAUCAUCUACAGAGCAUCUUUCCAAUAUUUAAAAUAUUCUGAUCAAUAGUGGGCCUUGUUUGGGAAUGUUUUCACAUUACACAAUGCUGAUACAUUGUGGUUUGAUUGACAGCACCUUGACACAGCAUGGAAUGACCAUUUUGAAAAAGAGGGGUUUUAUAUGGCGUCUCACCAGUGGCUAGUCUGUGGCAGAGAUGUCUGAGUCUGUGUUUGUGAAAGCAAGCUAUGCUAUGACUCACAGAUUUCUGAGUAUAUGGACUUCAAAUGUUAUGAGUUGUAUCACCUGCACAGAUCAACGAGACCUGUGCAUGGGUAAGGAGAUCUCUAUUCCCUGUGGCUCCACUUCCAUCAAGGAAAGUUGGUACAUUGAUGAGUGGAAAUAGCCAUGACUAAAAUAGUGAUCAAAGUAAAUAACUUCAGGGAUAUCAUUUAUGGUCUGAUAGCAUGAUGUGCCUUAUGUAAUUUUGUUUUGGAGGAAUGACAAUGCAGGUCAUCAGCCUAGCCAUGUAGUGUUUGGGUGACACCUGGCCCCAACUCAAACCUUCCCUACCUCUUCGGUGUGCUUGGGAGUGUGUGAGGCAGCACAUGUGUGAUGGGAGUUGUAUGUGGAGCAGGCACAGGUGCAUAAUGGGAAAUAUUACUUCUAAGACUUUCCAGUAUUCUGUUCACUUAUUCCCUAUUUUAUUUUAUUUUAUUUUUUUUUAGCAAAUAUCUGUUUGUGAAGACUUACUAAUGACAAUUAAAGAAAAACAUGAAUAUUAGAUUUACAAGUAGAAAUCUACACUGCUCUUGGUAUUUCUACUCUUAUAAGUAUAAUUUAUUGAGACUUAAAAAAAAAUAAAAUAACACAUAAUAUACAGUGCACAGUUCAAAAUACAAUAGCCAGAUCACAGUCUUGUUGAUGAUUUCUUGAUCUGGCAUCUUAAUUAUAUAAUAAAAAUGGAAUGUUUAUAUUUAUCCCAGAUAUUUUAUCUUCUCCUUUGUUCAUUCCUCCAUACCCUCAUUCAUACAGUGUUCAACAUAUUCAGCAUAAGACCUUAAUGAUUUAAAAGACGAUUUGUAAUAACUCUAUAUUGGUAUAGUGGUAGGGGAAAGGUUAUCUGCUACAAUAUAAUAUAUAAUUAAGUAUAUUGUCCCUCCCCUGCGUCCACUCCAUGAAUAGUCAAGAGCCUGUCACAGCGAGCAUCAAUCUCACAGGAAAUUAUUUUUCUGCAAAGAUUUUAAACCAUGGUGUCCAGAUUUUAUGAUAUGAGGUUAAAUUAUUAUUAAUCGCGUAAAAGUAAUAUUCCAUUUUUCCUUGAUAUGAAAUCUGUGCCCAGUCUAGUGGAUUUAGUUUUCGCCAUUCUCUGGUUAUACAUUUUAUUUAUAGCUAAUAAGAUGUUACUUAUUAGACUUAUGAUAUUUUUUGUCAAAUUUAUGUAGUUCUAAGUGAAAAAAAACAUACAUGUGAUCUCUGUGUAAACCCGUACUGGAGAAUUUUUUAUAUAAUUUUUUCUGUUUAUUUUAAUAUUUUAAUUAUUAAUAUUUUAUAUUUAAUCUUCUGCAGUUUUAAACAUUCCCACCAAAUGUGAUAUGGAGUGCCCAGAAACUGGUUGCACCUCCAGCAUAGAUUUAUAAUUGUUUUAUCAAACUUACUUAAACGUAAGGGAUCAGGGUACCAUCUAUGUAUUAAUUUAUAGAAUGUUUCCUGUAGGUUAACUUAAUACACAGAUUUUUCAUCCUCCAGCCAGGUUUAUACCAAUCCUGAGAAGGAAUAUGGGUAUUUCUUCUCUUGAAGAAGGCGUCUUGGCUCCUUGUUAAUCUUUGUUAGAAAGCUCUGUACAUUGUCUGUCACUGAACAAUAGUAAUUAGAGGAUGAGAAAAAUAAAUAGUAUUUCUGUUUCUCGUCUUUCAAAGCAAUAUGUGCCCUGAACAACUGAAUUGGAUUGUGGUGUCAUUGCUAAAUCUUUAAUAUACCUUUAAAGGAAAAGAUCAUGAUCCAAUAAAAAGUUUAACAAAAGUAAUAUGUUUCUGUUAAUUCAAUGAUAUAACUCCCAGAUUAGUAAGAACUCCAAUUUAAAUAAAAAAUACUUGAAUCGUUCAUUUCAUUUUUCCUUGGACAUUUUAGGUAUUUGGGAUUUUUGUAUGUCUCAAAUUGAAUUUCCUGGUAAUUAUAUUUUAAGCACUUUGUUUAUGAUUUUUGGGGAAAUUGGAACUGUACAUUUACAGGGUUAUAAUGUAGUAACAUGGCGAAAUAGGUUGACAAUACUCAAAUUAAUUUUAAGAAGAAUGUCUCUGGCUUCCAAUGUGCCUUAAGCAGCAGAACUCACUAGUAGUGAUACCCCUGUUUGCAGUGCCAAGUUUUAACUCAAUAAAGAUACCAUUUCAGUUUCAUUAACCACAUCCUGUGGAGGAAUUUAUUUGGAACACCUACUUCCCCCUUAUCUAAUAAAAACCCUCAAAACCCCAAAUCAAUUAGAUUGUAUAAAAAGAAUAAUAAAAAAAUAGACCCUCCCAACUCAGUGUGUACAUGAGAAAUUACAUACACUUUCAACUUCAGUUCAAGCCACUUUCAUACUUUUAGUGCUGGCAUCUUCAGUACCUUCAAAGCCAAUAAUACAAAUUCCUACUCCCUAACAGCCCCCUCUCGCCCUGUAAGUAUUAAAAACAUUUGACAGUGGGUUGACGGCUUAUCCCACCCUGACAACCACAGACAGAGAUCUAGAAGUUCUGGGUAAUGUAGUGGAGGUAGAGAGAAGCAUCUGAUGAACCUCAGGAUAAGAAGUGAAACCAUUCUAAAAUGAGUUGACUAAUUACAAAUGGGUGAGCGCCUCUGUAGUGGUUAUGGUACUUGGAGUUUUGCUUUAUGGUUGGCUCAAGAUUACUAUUUUUCAGGUUGGCAGUAUCCAGUAUUUCCUCCAAUUGACUAUUUUUGAGUAGAAGGAGAAUUGUUUAUUUUUUUAGCACCUGGCUGGAAUCAAUCUGAAACCGUUUUUCAACUACCACUUGUUUAAAAGCUUAAAUGAACACCAUAGUGUUAGGAAUACAAACAUCUGCAGGAGAAGCAGUUUAGGUCCCCGGUUCCCCUCAAAAUGUAGUUAAUAGGUUUUAAGCAUACCUUUUCUCCAUUGCCUCGCCAGUCUUGUCACUGAUGGCCCUGCCUUCAUGGCUAAUAUCAUCAAUCUUGAUGAUCUUAGCCAAUCCAAUGCUUGGAUGCAUUGGGAGGCUGUUGCGCAUACGCAGCAAAAUGCAGCACUGCGUUAAUCAGCAUCUCCUCAUAGAGUUGCAUUGAAUCAAUGAUUCUCUAUGGGGAGCGUUCAGAGUCUCCAUGCACGAUACACAAAGGCACUAAAAUAGGGAGCACCUCUAGUGGCAGUCUGAGUGACUGCACCAAUUGUGUUACUAGGCAGCAAUGUAUAGAACAGUAACUCAUUUCUUUGGAUCUCUAGUCUGCUUUUACUCUGCUCUAAGAAUACUAUAUGCAACGAUUUACUUUGUAGUUAGUGUCAUCUUUGUUUAUACUUCUUAUUAUCUUAUUAACAGAUGGGAUAAGUAAAGCAUGAAACAAAAUCUAGUUUGCCAGACAAAUAUAACCCCGAAAAAAAAAAUAUAUCAGUAAAUAAGUAAAAAAAACGAAGACAGAUUUGAAAGCCCUGUCUGCAGCCUCACAAUCUAAAGGGAAAUAGGACUAGUGAGGGUCAAAUGUAGAUAAUAAUGCAAAGGUCAAGAAAAGAGAAUGUGCUGACUGUAUAGUAUAUAUUUUGUAAAUAUAUGUGAUGGGGUCAGUGGAGUCAUAUGUAAGUCUCUUUUAAGAGAAGGGUUUUUUAGGGAGUGUUUGAAGAUAAUGCAGCAGUCGAAGAUUACUUGGUUUCAGUGAUAGGAAAAGUGGGAGAGAGAAGAAUUGAUAAGAAAAGUAUAAAGCCUUUGAACAGAGUGGCUAUUACAAUGUUAUCUGUAUUUUAAAUAAUAUGUAAUAUUAUUAAAGCAUAUUCCAUGUUAUGUAGUUCUGUAGUUCUGUACUUUCUGAUUGAUGUCAUAUCUUACCUUAAGAACUAAGUACAUAUUUCCAAAUAAGGGAACAUUUAAAUAAAAAAAAAUAUUGGAAAGUAGUAUCUGCUUGGGAAAUAUUGUAUAAGCCAAACAUUUUUCUCACCGAUAAGCGAGUUGAGCAAAAUUGCUCCCAAAUGCAAAUAUAUUUUGCCAACAUGAUUUCUCAUGGGCAGUGUCAUUACUAUAAAAUUAACUACCUUGAUCUUAUAGACUUCCCCUAAAUCAAUUUAGAACCCCCUCAAUACUUGUCUCUUUGGAAAAGAUUAUCAUCUUCCCAAAUAGAUUAUCUGUUUACACCAGACUUUCCUAAUAUAACUGAUGACUCCACAGCCUAUUUCACUCUCUCACAGUUUCCUAUACACAGGGAAACUAUCUUUUAGUUAAAGUUGUCUCUCUAACUUGUUGCUCUUGCUCCUAUAGAAACAUAGAAUGUGACGGCAGAUACGAACCAUUCGGGCAAUCUAGUCUGCCCAAUUUUCUAAAUACUUUCAUUAGUCCCUGGCCUUAUCUUAUAGUUAGGAUAGCCUUAUGCCUAUCCCAUGCAUGCUUAAACUCCUUUACUGUGUUAACCUCUAAAACUUCAGCUGGAAGGGUAUUCCAUGCAUCCACUACCAUCUCAGUAAAGUAAUACUUCCUGAUAUUAUUUUUAAACCUUUGUCCCUCUAAUUUAAGACUAUGUCCUCUUGUUGUGGUAGUUUUUCUUCUUUUAAAUAUAGUCUCCUCCUUUACUGUGUUGAUUCCCUUUAUGUAUUUAAAUGUUUUUAUCAUAUCCCCCGGUCUCAUCUUUCCUCCAAGCUAUGACCUUACAUGUCACCUCCUUUAGUUUGUAAGCUCAUUGGAGCCAGCCCAUAUUCACAUCUUGUUUCUGUUCAUUUUACUUUUUAAUUUUUUCUUAUAUUUCAUUUGUAAAUCUUGUAAAGUGCUGCACAAUAUGUCAUCAGUAUAUAAAUGACAAUAAUAAUAAUUUUGUAUUAUAUAGUACUAUGUAUACUAUAGAUUCUUAGUAAAUUUACAAAAUGUGAUUAUGUUAGCAUGAAGCCAGACAAGAUAAGAAUAAUGCAUAAAAUCAUUAUAUGUUAUCACUGCUUUGAUUACGAGGAUCCACACAUCCUGUAUGUAUUUUGUUUAUUGAUAAAUGUACCCCCAAAGGUAGUUUUUAACCCUAAUUAUUUGUAGGGUGAACCACAGACGGGAAAGAUGUCCUAAGAGUUUCUACGUUCAGUACGAGUAUACAUUGUUAUUAUAACAGAUACACCCCCCUCUCAUAUCUUUCUGUAUAUGAGCCAUAAGAUCAAUUCUUUUUUCAAUUCUUGAAACACAGCUGGAACUCUCCUAGGUCUUAUAUUUAUUUAUUAUUGCUAUUUAUAAAGUGCACACAGAUUCCGCAGCGCUGUACAAUUAGUUGAGAAACGUACAACAUACACAAACAAAUACAAGAGGUAAGAGAGCCCUGCCCGUAAGCUGAUAUCUAGCCAUUGGAGCUCUUUUAUACAAAGUGCUUAGCUAGAUGGCCCGUGAGCUUACAAUCUAAAGGCCACUGUACAGCAAUACCUAAUGAUAAAUGAAUGAGGAUCACAACCAAUAAAAACUAUAUGAUCUUUAUUGAAUAAAUACAAACUUGUAUAUUAUACCUGUGUGUAGAUGACAGUAUAGCAUCAAACUAGAUAUCCUACCUAGACAGUAACAAUGUAUACAUAGGUCAUAUAGAUCAAGAAAAAAUAAAUAAACAAAAUGACCUGAUUGGAAACUACAGCAAAAAAUGUGACCAUCAAAGAAAAGAAAAAAUAUGAGACCAUCAAAAAUUUGGUUUGGUCAAAUCAUUUUUUUCUGAAAAUGAAAUUUAGUUUGACACCUCCAACAUUCGUUCAUGUUAUACAAAUGAUAAAAAUGUUUGGGAAACUGUUUUAGACAAACCAAAAUGGCGUGAACAUGGGUCAAUAUUGCAACAUACAUACAUAUAUCGGUUCACAGAUCAAGUGAGAGAGAUUAACAAAUUGAGGGAAAAACAGGAGUGUUAGAAAAAUUUAUAUUUAUAUAUUCAUUAAAUAUAUAACAAAUAUAGUUUUUUUUUAUUGCUACUCAUUUUCCCCCUCUUUUGGUCACUUAAUCUGUGAAUAAAAUCAACAUUUAGUGGCUGCCCGUUAGUCAUCAAUUAUCUUUUUUUUCCAAUUAAUCAUCUCUUUUUUUAGUCCCACUGAGGGAACUCCAAACUCUUGAAGCAAAUUAACUUGCUCAUCUAUUAAGCUAGUCCUUUGCUUGGUUAUACACCCUGUUCCAAAUUAUAAUGCAAAUUCUAUUUAAGUGUCACAAAGAUUAAAUAUUUUGUUUUUCAGUUUAACUCAUGGAUGGCAUUGUGUCUCAGGGCUCUUUUGAUCACUGAAAACAAUCUCGGACAUCUGUGAUAAUUAGAUUGCCAGGUGAGUCCAAUUUAAGGAAAAACUACUAAAGGAGGGUGUUCCACAUUAUUAAGCAGAGCACCAAUUUAAUGCAAUAUGGGGAAGAAAAAGGAUCUCUCUGCUGCUGAAAAGAGUGAAACAGUUCAAUGUCAUGGAUGAAGUAUGAAAACAUUAGAUAUUUCACAAAAACUUGAGCGUGAUCAUCGCACUAUUAAGAAAUUUGUGGCUGAUUCAGAGCACAGACAGGUUUGUGCAGAUAAAGGCACAUUGAGGAAGAUUUUUGCCAGAUCCAUGCAUCAGAUCAAGAGAACAGCUGCUAAAAUACCAUUACAUAGCAGCAAACAGAUAUUUGAAGCUGCUGGUGCCUCUGGAGUCCCAUGGACAUCAAGGUGUAGCGUCCUCCAGAGUCUUGCAACUGUGCAUAAACCUUCUAUUCGGCCACCACUAACUAAUGCUUACAAGCAGAAAUGGCUGCAUUGGGUAGAAAAAUACAUGAAAAUGAAUUUUCAGACAGUUCUGUUCACUGAUGAGUGCCGUGCAACCCUGGAUGGUCCAGAUGGAUGGAGUAGUGGAUGGUUCCACUGUUCCAACAAGGCUGCGACAUCAGCAAGGCAGUGGUGGAGUCAUGUUUUGGGCCAGAAUCAUAGGAAGAGAGCUGGUCGGUCCCCGAAGGUGUAAAGAGGACCUCUGCAAAGUAUGUGGAGUUUCUGACUGACCACUUUCUUCCCUGGUACAGAAGGAAGAACUAUGCUUUCCGUAAUAAAAUCAUCUUCAUGCAUGACAAUGCACCAUCUCAUGCUGCAAAGAAUACCUCUGCAUCAAUGGCUGCUAUGGGGAUAAAAGGAGAGAAUGUCAUGGUCAUGGUGUGGCCUCCAUCCCCUGACCUCAAUCCUAUUGAGAACCUUUGGAGCAUCCUCAAGCAAAAUAAAAAGUUUACAUCCAAACAGCAGCUCUGGGGGGCUAUUCUGACAUCUUGCAAACAAAUUCAAGCAGAAACUGUCCAAAAACUCACAAGUUCAAUGGAUGCAAGACUUGUGAAGCUGCUAUGAAAUAAGGGGUCUUAUGUUAAAAUGUAACGUUACCUGUUAAAAUGUUUAAAAAGUUAAAAUGUUGUUAUAAGUUUGAUUGAAAUAGCUUUUGAUUUAAGUAAAUAUGCUGCAAACACAACAAAUUACAAUUUUCAGUUCUUUACAACCUAUAAAGUGUUUUGAAACUUAGUGUGCAUAAUAAUUUGGAACAAUGCAUUGUAAGUUUUUUAUGUUUAAAAAAAAUAUUGUUAUCAUUAGGAGGUUAGUUCAAUAAAAUUUGAAUUGUACUCUUAAUAGCUGAUAACAUGAGAAUUAUGCUGACUGUUAUUUACAUCAAUUAUUUAGGUAAAUGAGAAAAAUAUUAUUUGCAUAAUAAUUUGGAACAGGGUGUAUAUCUGUAUGGUGAUUCAGAUAUACAAGAAUUGACAAACUGCCAAUUAGCCCGAAAUUGGACGCAUUUUAAUUUGUCUUAAGCUGAAUGCACAAGUCUACCAUCUAUCAUCAUCAUUCAGAGCUAAUACAGCAUCAGGAUUGAAUAGGUAUACCACACACAGAGGUAGAAAGAUCCAGCGCGCACUAUGUUAAAAUAAGGAUCUGAUCGGCUGUUUGGAACCAGCACCUUCCCAUUUCUCCCUUGUAGUUGGUUGACACAGGGAAAGAGUUAAAGGUCCACACUGAGGGAGGGGUCUAUUCCACUAUUGUAAUCUCUCCUUCAGCAUUUAAUACAUGCUGACGACAGACUUUUCUUUUGCACAGAUUUAACUUGUACCAGCUUAGAACUCUUGCCAAUAAUGCUAUUGAAAAUGGAUUUAAACCUCUGGCAGUGAAACUAAAUAUCUAUUUAGUUAUUUUAUAAAGUGAUAAAGUGAUAAAGGGAGAUAUAUCAAUGAAUACAUCAGCAUUUUCUGUUCAUAUAUUAAAAAAGCAGUGUGGGAUAACUUUUUCUUUACCUUUCACCAUUUUCUGUUACCUUGUUUUAUAAGUUAAUAAUUUAAAUACUUGCCAUAGUGUCUUUUUAAUAUUCAAAUCAGCCUAUCACUAGGAAUUAUCUGCUCCAAAGCAAUUUCAAGGUUGCCAAAUUCCAGGGCCAUUUGUCUUGAUAGUCCGCUUCCUGAGUAGUAUUUCAGACAAUAAAUCGACAAUGUUACGUAGAAGAAGAGAUGAAGAAAAAAAAUAGUGUAGUGAGUUUUAGAAGGUUGAGAAUGGCAAUUUAUAGUACAGUAUUGUAAUGGUAAAUUGAACCAUAUUUUGUGAAAUCCUCCAAAUUGUAUUUGUAGAUAAAAUUGUUCAUUGUAAAUUAAGCAUCUUUUUAAUGUUUCCUCCCUGGGAUGAGGGCAUAUAAAUGUAAGUCUUUUACGUAAUAAAAAUGUAAUUAAUUGUUGUCCUUCUGGUUCUAGUACAAAAUAGUAAUAUUUGAAUAUGCCUUUUUGUUAACCCCUUGCAUGCUCGGGGACUCAAUCAGGGUUACAUUCUAAAGUGAGAAUUCUAAGUGGAUUCAAAGGGAAUUUCAAUUUUUUAAAUUUUUUAUUCUUUGUUUUAGUUGUGCUUUUGAGUACAAGGAUGUUUACCAUGUCACAACAACAGUAGUAUGCAAUCAUGUCAUGAAAUACAGGUAAACAGAGGUUGGACAUUUGCAGAAACAGCACAUUUUUAGAAAUUAGGAUACAGGCUAACUCUAAACUAAGAUGCCAUGUCUAAGAUGGUGAAUAAUUUUACAAUAGACUUUCUUUGCAUAUUCCAGGCUAAAGAUACAUGUCUAGGUUGGCAGCAUGGCUUGUUGGUACGGUGAGCUUAACUAUCUAGAGUGAUGAGAGGAAAAAUAAAAAUAAGAGAAAGGAAAAUUCACUAUUGUAAUCAAGUGUACCUUACAGAAACAAGAAGUAGGAAUUAGGUUGCAUAAAUUAGGGCACAAUUACCUCUCAGAUGAGAGCAGAAUGCUCCUGAAAUAGCGGCCACCAAGAAAACCGCCUAAAGCUUAGCGAAUUUUAGCAAUGAGUGACAGUUAACAUGAGCAGGGAGUGCCCCUCUAGUUUAAGCUAGCCAGUCCCUUAAGGAAUGCACUCGGGCCGUGACCACAGUGAUGUCCUCUCGAAUAAUAUCAAGGUCAGCAUUAAAGAAGGCGCAAAUAUUAUUCAUGAGGGUCUUUAUGUCCCCUUUUGUGGCUGGGGCUGAUAAAUCCUCUGUUAGUGGUGUGGAUAUAUGACCCACUGUUUGGAGGAUUUUUUUCAGGGGCAUCCAUGACUUAAAGCUCAGAGGAAGACUAAGGAGAGUCGAGUGGCGCCGCCAUUUUAGGUCUAGGCCUCUGUUGCAGGAGGUCACUAAUAUUGCGGGAGCCUUCCCCGUUCAGGGUUUUCAGCUUUUUAGUUCUCAUUCCCAUAUCUGGUAAUGGUGUUGGGCUUGGUAUCUUCCGAGAUCGGGUUGUUAAAUGCCUUGCGGUUUAAAUCUGUGGGAUAUACAGCGGAAGCUCAGCCACCAUGCGUCUUUUCCCUUCGGUGUCCAGGUUACGCCCCGGGAAUUUCAAUUUUAAAGCCAAAAUAGCUGAACUGAAAGCAUAGUUGACUUCAGAUGUUCAAGUUUGUGCAAAGUGACACUCCACUGCCCAGAUACAAAAUAUAAAUAAAUAAAUAAAAUCCACUGUUUAGUUAAUAUAGCCCAAAUGAAAACAUGUAUACAUGCCAUUGUACAUUAUUUUCAAACUUUUAGGUAAUAAUGUAAGUAGCAUGCCACAGAGUUUAAAGACCCCUGGGUCCCAUAGGAAACCAAAAGAGAUGGUGGUAUAAGAGUAACCUCCAAAGUAGUGGCAUUUCAGCAUUUAAUAUGCAAAAGAGGCUUACCCAGACCCCAAGUAGAGAUCAACUAACACCCACCAGGUGCAGGACACAGUCCCACAACUCAGAAUUAGGCCUUAUGUUCCUCCACCUCCACGUCGGCAAACUCAACAAACAUGAUCCAAUCCUUGGCCCUGACAUCGCCGAGCUACAAUUUAAGCCAUGGACCAAGUCCCAGAGUACCGGAGAUUAUUCCAUCAUCACAACCAGAAUGCAGUGUAUGCUUUAGCAUUUGGGAUAGCUGAGAUAUAGUGGUAACCCUGAUGGGUCGUAGAUGCUUCUGUUCUAAUACAGGGUCCCUUUCUUGAACAGGAGCUACUGACUGCCAGGGAGCAUGUUGAUGUGGGCGCUGCUGUAUAAUAAGUAACUCAGGUGCCUGGGUAUGAUGUCUACUGGCAAGUUUAAUCCAGAAAUCUUUAACUAUUUUGUGGAGCCCAGCCGUGUGAUAUGCCUGUAAGCUUCUUGUGCUUGAAAGGCACGUGGCAUCUGUCAUUUUAGAUGGGAUGGUGUACUCCACCUCUCUCUUCUCCUCAAUGUAGCAGGACCAAGGGUGAUGAGCGCAGGACUAAACCCCCCAGCAUCAAGCGCUGGGGAAGUGGGCUAAUCACAGAGGCUAAAUUUUCAGGCAGACCGAGGGUAGAGAGAGAUCACCCCCACCAACGCCACUAGGAAAGCUGUGUGUAGAUUGCAGAACUGCCCAAAUUGGAUUGCACUCCAACUAGGCCAUAGAAACCUCGAAGAGCAGGUAUGUUGAGCCCGCAAGCUGUAUCAUUGCUCUAGUAGCUUCAUGGCUAGAAAUUGUGCACAGAAACUCCAAUAUUUUGUCAAAAAAAUCAAGUUUUUUCACAAAGCUCAACCAACGUGUGAAUGUUCAUAUGCCAAGUGAAUCUCUCAGUGUCUUGGUGAGGUUGCUAUGGCAAUUAAUUGGAAACUGUGAUUUUUUUUAUUCUCUCAUUCACAGUAUGGUAAAUGCUGGUGGUCGGUAUCCAUGAAGUCAGACAUAAAUUUCAUGCAGAUUUUAAAAGCCAAGUUGGAAACCUGUCGGUAUUUUUAGCUCCAAGCAACUGCUGGUUGUUACUGGCUAUUAACAAUCUUAACUGAUGCAUUUUAUCUACAAACAUGGAACCAACUCUUUAAUAUUUACAACUUGUUGAGUAACCUCUUGGUUUUAAAAUCAAUUCUAUGCCUUAUUAGCUAAAGGCACACUACAGACCCCUAAAGCACUUUAGCUUGCUCAAAAGCUGUAGGUGUGAAAAGUGUGUCGUCUUUAUUUCAGUUGGCAAAAAGUGCAGAUUUCAAUAGAAAUUGACACUUUUACAAAUUUACCUGGUUUCACCUCCUUGGCUUUCAAGCAGGCAAAUGUCCUGGUACUUCCUGGUUUGGUUAGCUCAGUGGAGCUAAACUCAAGAGGCAGCAACAGCUCAGAGCACCUGUUUUGCAAUGACUUCUCAUUGGGCUGCAUUGGAAAGUCUGUAAUUGGACAGCUACAGAAAGUCUGUGCCAGGUUAGAAGAAGAGGGUUGGCAAAGGCAGCAGACAAGAGAACUGCAGGUUCUGCUUUGAAAUAUACCAUCAAUGAAAAAAAUCACAAUUAAAGGCAUGCAAGUUUUCAUUUAGGGUAUAUCUAUGAAAUUGUGAUUUUUUAAAAAAAUUAUUUGUAUUUGGGCAGUAGAUUGUCCCUUUAACAUCAAUGAUUGUGGAGAUGUUUUUUAUAUAAAAGAUUUGUGUAGAGGCCUAUAAUGAAGGGCCCACCCACAACUGCAUUGCAAAUUAUUGAUUUAGGUUGGAGUCAAGCAAUAAGUGAAUGAGGCUAAAUAGAGUUAAUUUCCUCCAGAGGACAAGAAUGAAUCCCCAUUGUUUGGCAAGGGAAAAUGCUAAGUUAAAAUUGUCAAAACGUGCAAAUGGUGGAUAUGUUUAUUCAAAAUUGCAAAGAAUAUAUGUGAGUAUAAUUCUAUAUACGCUGGAAUUUUCUAACUCACUCACCCAACUAGUGUUUUAGAAAAGAUUAACUCUUAAAGUUAGUUUUUUGGUAAAGUACAGUGCUUAGAGCAGUCUGAACCCGCUCUAAUUACUGAGCGAGGGUUAUAAUAUCUUUUAAAAAUCAAUGGUAACCUGUAAUACAAACAGAGUCAUUGACUAAAGGGAGAAUACCAAGUGAAUUUCAAUCUAAGGUAGCUGACGUAAAAGCAUAGCCGAGUUAGAUCUUUUUUGCAAUUUGGCUAUUGUGACCAUAAAUCUGAAAGUCACUUUGAUUUCAUUUUGAAUUCUCACUUUAAUGAUUAGACCUGUUAAUUCCAAUUUGUCAGUGUCAAUUGUGUUUCUUUUGCGCAUGCAAAAACGCUGUGAUUGAGCACAGCUGUGUAUGUGUCAGCAACAGAGAGUAAAAUGACUGAGCUCACAUUUGGCCAUGAUAACUAAUGAAGAAUAUAUGGAUCUCAGAGGAAAACAGAAAGUUACAUUAACCAAAUGCUAUGUAAAAAAAUAAAACUAUUACUGCAUUGCGGUUACGUUAUAGGUGUGACCACUUUGCUCCUGAAGUUGGUAGAGCUGCUGUCUUUGUCAAUCCCCUCCAUUAUCUCAAUAAUGCCAUUAAAAAGGCCCCCUAAACUUUCUGAAAGAUUCCUUUUAACUUACUUAAAUGAACACUACAGUGUCAGAAAAAACAAAUGUGCAUUCCUGAAUCUAUAGUGUUAAAAAGCCAGACCCCCUCCCUUACCCCCUUAAAAAGAGCAAAAACUCACCCUAUUUCCAUCACUGCAUGGGUCUGCCACAGAUGGCUCCACCCCCGCUCCACCUCCUUGGCUGAGAUCAUCAAAACUGACAAUCUCAGCCAAUCUAAUCCUUUCCCAUGUGCAGCACUGACCCGUCUGAGUGACUGCCACUAGAUGUGUUCCUAGGCAGUAAUAUAAACACUGCCUUUUCUCUGAGAAGGCAGUGUUUACAUUAAAAAGUAUUUAGGGACCUGCUUUACAAACCAGAACAACUACAAUAAGCUGUCGUUGUUCUGGUGCCUAUAGUGUCUCUUUAGAAACAUACUAACUUGCAUUGAAUUAAAGGGAUCCUAUAGUGCCAGGAAAACAACCCGUAUUCCUGGCAUCAUAGGGUUACUAGUUCCCCCCCUCCCUCGAGCCCCCCACCCCGUUGUCCCUCGGCGCUGGGUCAGGCUCCGCUCACACUCCACUCACGCUCCUCCCCUGCCGACGUCAGCCAUCUGAAAAAAAUCUGAAAAUCUGCCGCUGGAGGUCUGUGAGGACGUCCAGCAUCAGAUAACGGACCAAAAGUCCAUUUAGAUUCUGGAAGCGCCCCUGGUGGCUGUCUGGUAGACAGCCAUUGGGGGCAGACUAAGAGCUGCAAUGUAAACAUUGCAGUUCUCUGGAACUUCAAUGUUUUACAUUACAGCACUAGGUGCAAAAGGGUCACAGCACCCAUUUAAUUCAAUUAACUGAAGUGGUCUGGGUGCCUACAGUGUCCCUUUAACACACAGUAGUAAUAUGAUAUCUUUAUUCAUUUGCAUUAGCAGCCAUAGCAGAGUCUCUGAACAGGAAAAAGCACCCCAAAAUAAUAUCCACUCCGCAAAAAUAAUUAAAUCAUCAGUUCACAGUGUUGGAUCCAGCACACACUGUGUUAAAGGAAUACAAACAUAUAUUCUUGACACUAUAGUGCUGAUGUUGCUGUUAUUCUCUGUGCAGUAAAAGGUGAUUUUUUACUUCACCUCCAUUGCUGAGAUCAUCACUCUUGAUGAUCUCAGCCAAUCCAAUGCUUUCCCAUAGGAAAGCAUUGGGAGGCUAUUGCGCAUGCGAGGCAAAUGACCAUACACUAAAACACCAUACUACACCAACCAGCAUCUCUUCACAGAGUUGCAUUGAAUCAAUGCAUAUCUAUGGGGAAUGUUCAGUGUCUCCAUGCAGAGCGCAGAGACGCUGAACGCCUGUAAUGCACAUUUUGCAGCACUAGACUAGGAAACACCUCUAAUGGCGGUUUGAGUGAUACCCCUACUCUCCCCACACACAGUACCCCUUACCCCCACACACAGUACCCCUACCCUACCCCCCCACACACAGUAACCCUACCCCCUCACACACAGUACCCUUACCCCCACAAUACACAGCACCCCUCCCCCCACAACACACACACAGCACCCCCCCCCACAGCACAGCACCCCUACCCCCCACACAGUACCCCCCCCACACACAGUACCCCUACCCUACCCCCCACACACAGUAACCCUACCCCCUCACACACAGUACCCUUACCCCCACAACACACAGCACCCCUCCCUUCUCACACACACACACAACACCCCUCACACAUAGCACCCAUCACACACACAAACACCACACACACAACACCCCUCACACACAACACCCCUCACACACACACAACACCCCUUACACACACACCCCUCACACACACAAAAGCAGUCUGUGUAUGUGUAUGUAUUCAGCAGUCUGUGUGUAUGUACUCAGCAGUCUGUGUGUGUGUGUACUCAGCAGUGUGUGUAUUCAGCAGACUGUGUGUGUGUGUAUUCAGCGGACUGUGUGUGUAUGUAUUCAGCAGUCUGUGUGUAUGUACUCAGCAGUCUGAGUGUGUGUACCUCAGUAUUCAGGUUUAAUUGCCGUGUUGGCACUUUGAGGAAAAAAAAGUUGGCAUGUAUUGCGGUUUGGGCACUCAGGCUCAAAAAGGUUCGCCAUCACUGAACUAUAUACACUAUAGUGUCCCUUUAUGUUAAUAAAAUGUAAAGAUCCCAAUUAAAAUUUACUGUAGGCCCUAUAGCCAUUGCAUCUUAUUGUAGCGUUUAUGGUGCUAUGAAGCAGUCUUUGAAAAUUUACAGCAAAAUAUCAGACUAUAUAUCAGAGCUGUCCUGUGAGUGUACACACGCAUCUGCAAAUACAUAUCCAUGUCCCUAGCUGACUCAAAGAGCACUCACUUAGAGUCAGCUAAGGGCAUGAUAUUGUUAUGCUUUCAUGAAUAAUAAACCUUUUCUUUUUUGCUUUUCUUCAAGUGACUGGUUUACUUUAAAGGACUUUUUGUUAUUUUAUUUUAGGAACCAAGCUAAAUAUGCUAUGAAACACACAUUGGGCAAAAGUGUGUGUAAAAAGCAUAUUUUUUUUUAUCAUCAAAAUUAACAUUAGGCUUCUAGAAACUCCACAUGUUAAGGAGAAAUCCACUGACAAAUGAAUAUUUCCUCCUAGCAGAGAUUGCGUGACUUGCUGUGAAGGUACAGAGAAUGGGUGGGCCUAUUGUACAGCCUGUAUACAUUUCAAACCCUUCCAGGAAGCCUGCUUUGACACAGGCACAUGGAGUACUCAGCAUAAUGUUGACGUUUAGAGUGGAAGUGGUGUUUUGUAAUGCCAGGGGCUAAACUACUUCUUUGGUUUGUCUCAGCAAGCCUUUAUUGGUGUUUUGCAGCUCAAAGUGAUACAGUCACACACCUUCAUUGAAGAGAAACAAUACCAUUUUUUUUUCUAAAUCACACACAAAGCGUCAUGCACUGUCUGUAAAUGACAAUUAUAACACAUUUUUUUUUUCUUGUGUCUGUGAAUUGUUUGUCUGUUUAUAUACCCAUAGUCCAUGUGCUAUCUGACAUUAUACUGGAGCAAAUUGUUCAAACUGUGCCUUUUACUGCCCAGAUUGCCAAAUAAAUUAAAUAGUACAUAUAUAUGGUAACAUUAAAAAAUUAGUUUGUGCUAAAUAUUCCUUAUAUUAUUUAAUUUACAUAAUUGAUGCCUAUAUUUCAGAUAGACAAAGAGGGACACUUUCAUUUCAGGGGUGUGAGUGGGGGUGUGGCCAGGAGUGGGGCUGUUCUGAGAAAUUUUAGGUGACUUACUAAUAACAAUUUGUGCAACUAAAAUUUAAUUUAGAACGAGAACAAUGUAUCUUAUUUACACAGACUGAUUUCUAAACACAUUUAUUGUAUUUCAAUGACCCUUUACUGGGAGUAUUAUUGCUGCAGAGCUCUAUUAUACACUCUUACACACCAACAAAAUGGAGCUCCUAGAAAAGAGGGACACAUGCUUCUAUAUUCAUAACUGACAACAGGGCCGCCAUCAGGGGGUGACAACCAUGACAGUUGUCACGGGCCCGGCGGUCCUGGGGGGCCCGGACUGCACAGGUAUUCCUCUGCAUGCCCGGGCCCCAAGCCCUUCAAUCUGCAUAUAUAUAUAUAUAGCGAGUACUGCUACGAAUAUAUGCCUCUGAGGGCACAGGAUAUACUUACCUUCGCCUCCAGCACUCUCGCGAGCCAUAGCAGUAAAGCGUUGCUGCGGGUUGUCAUGACAACGCUCCGCGGCACACAAUGCAUGCUGGGCUCGCGUCAGAAAUAGAGCACUGGCUGGCAGGAGGGAGAACAUGGAGUGAGUCUGCUGGGCUCCUCCUUGCUGGCCCAACAAGCGGAGCCACCGAACCACCAGGGAAUCCAGUGUCCCCCCUCCCUGGCUACAGGUAAGAGGCAGGGAGGGGGGAAUACAUCUUUUAUUUUUUUUUUAUUAUAAAAAUUCAACAUAAAAAAAUACCUCCCAGCAGCAUGUGUCACACAUCCACCACACACAUACAUCAAACAGACAAAAUGCAUACACAACCACACACAUCAUACACCACAUAAACACACAAACUGCAUCCACUACACAACCAUACACAUCAUUCCCUACACAACCACACACAUCAUGCACUACAUAAACACACAAACUGCAUCCACUACUCACACACACACACACACAUCAUACACUACACAACUAUACACAUCAUCCACCACAUAAACACACUAACUGCAUCCACUACACAACCACACACAUCAUCCACUACAUAAACACACAAACUGCAUCCACUACACAACCACAUACACAUCAUCCACUACACAACCACACACCAUCCACUACACAACCAUACACAUCAUCCACCACAUAAACACACCAUAAACCACAUAAACACACAAACUGCAUCCACUACACACAUCAUCCACUACACAAACACACACUCUGCAUUCAAUAUACACACACUACAUCCACUACACAUACACUCUGCAGUCACUAUAUACACACUACUUCCACUACACAAACACACACUCUGCAUUUACUAUACACACAAACACUACAUCCACUACACAAACACACACUCUGCAUUAACUAUACACACACACUAUAUCCAGUACACAAACACGCAAUCUACAUUCACCAUUCACAUACUACAUCCAGUACACAAACACACAAACUGCAUUCACUAUACACACAAUACAUCCACUAAACACACACACUCUGUCCACUACACAAACAUACAAUCUGAAUCCACUAUAAACAGCGUAUCCACUUUACUCACGCACUUUGUAUCCACUACACAAAUUCUUAAGCCACUAUUCACACACAAACAAAUUCAGUACACACACACUUCAUCCUUGUGGGUGGACUUAAGAUGGGCCCUGUGGUAGAUUUGGGGGUGGGUCAUGUGGACAGACUUGGGGCAGGUCAUGUGGACUGACUUUGUGGUUUAAUUGGCUAUUGGGCAUGCUAUGGCAUUGACAUAGGCUUACUUACCAAUAUAUAGUAAAAAACAAAGAAAAGAAAAAGUUACCUGCGCUCUCUCCUUAAUCCCUAUGUAUAUUUAGACAAAUGGAGGUCAUUUAGUUGCUCCAAUGGCCAUUGGAGGGAAUGCCCAUCUGCCAACGUCAAGGCAGACCCCCCUAAGCGGGUCCUAACACUGACCCUUCAGCCUGCUUCCUUGAGCUUCUGGCAAAGAUAUCUCUAAUGAGACAGAGAGGGGUAUUUUUUAUAUACACCCCUAUAUACUCAUUAACCCUUAAUAGGGAACAUGGUAUGGGCGGCAGCAUUGUAAAAAGGCUGUGUGAUAGAAAGUAAAUACAAAUACAAAAAGAGAAGUCCUGCGCUCACUCCCAUCACUACUGGACUGAAGGGUCAGUGUUAGGACCUGCUUAGGGGGGUCUGCCUUGACGUUGGCAGGCUGCAUUCCCGCCAAUGGCCAUUGGAGCAACUAAAUGACCUCCAUUUGUCUAAAUAUACAUAGGGAUUAAGGAGAGAGCGCAGGAGAGAGCCCAGUAGUGAUGGGAGUGAGCGCAGGACUUCUCUUUUUGUAUUUGUAUUUACUUACCAAUAUAAUUCCACUUCAUGCUAGAGGUUAAAGGGAUACUCCAGAUUCCUAAAGCAGUUUAGCUUGCUGACAUGCUUAAUGUGUGCAGAGUAUAUCCUUUUUUUUCAUUUUACAAUAGAAAUUUGGACUUUUACAAAUUAACCUGGUUACAUCCCCCUCAUUAAAGUUGUUGCCUGGCGGCCCUGGACACCAUCAUCCACCAUCAAGAGGAUAACCUGCUUUCAAUUAGUUUAAAGGGCCACUAUAGGCACCCAGACCACUUCAGCUCAAUGAAGUGGUCUGGGUGCCAGGUCCCCAAUGUUUUAACCCUGCAGCUGUAAACAUAGCAGUUUCAGAUAAACUGCUAUGUUUACACUGAGGGUUAAUCCAGCCUCUAGUGGCUGGCUCACUGACAGCCACUAGAGGCUGCUUCCGCGAUUCUCACUGUGAAAAUCACAGUGAGAAGACGCUGAGGUCCAUAGGAAAGCAUUGAGUAAUGCUUUCCUAUGGGCGGUUUGAAUGCGCAUGCUUCUCUUGCCGCACAUGCACAUUCAGCGCUAAUGUCGGCAGGAGGAGGAGAGUUCCCCAGCACCGAGGGAGCCCUGUGCUGGAGAAAGGUAAGUGUUUUAACCCCUUCAGCCCUCUUCAGCCCAGCGGGAGGGGGACCAUGAGGGUGGGGGGGACCUAAGGACUAUAUAGUGCCAGGAAGACAGGUUUGUUUUCCUGGUACUAUAGUGGUCCUUUAAUCCCAACAUUGAGUAAACAGCUCAAAUCAGCUCAGCCCUCUCUUUCUGGCAAUGUACGAGCCUUCAGUGAGGGACCCCUGGACUGGCUUUGUUGGCAGGCUCAUAGUAUCACCUGUCACUCUUAGCCACUACCUUAUAAUAGAAACUAUUGUAAUUUAGGUACCUACGUUAAUCGACAUGUAAGUCACAUCGAGGAUAUUAGUGGCUAAAGCUAUAUAAGCAAAGCAACUUCAUUCAUAAACUGCAGAAAAUUAGGUAGCAAGACUACAGGGACAUGAUCUAUACCCCAUUGUACAGCGUUACAAAAUUUGCUGGCACUAUAUAAAUAAUAAAAUAAUACACCCUAACCAAUUCAUUAAGCCAAAGUUGUUUUGGUUCUUAGAUUUUCUCUUUAAACCAAGGCUGUAUCAAUUCAGUUAUGCACAGGUCUCCAGUAUAACAGUUAUUUAAUCUAGUCAAUAUAUCAUUUUAAUGGGGUUCGUUAAUAUCUGUUAUUGCCAUGUAACAAUUUUCACUUGAACAACAUUAAUAUUUUUUUAUUUCACCUCUCUAAAGAAUAUUUGAAAAAGUUUGCCCCAGGCAUUUAGAAUAACAGAUAUGGUAGUAAAACACUCACAAGAGUCAGCAAUUUCUAUUUAAAGUAUGUACGUGUGACACCAAAAUGCAGUAUAAGAUUAAACAGUCCUAUAUUUUAGGACAUAAUUUGCAACAUAUGUUUACUAAUAAUCUGAACAGCUGAUUUACUUCUAUUUUGCUCUUAAUAGAUAUCCAGACGUUCAGAAAAAGAUGCAAAAGGAACUUGACAAGGUCGUUGGGAGAGGUCGUUUGCCCUGCAUAGAUGAUCAGCCAAGUCUCCCCUACAUCAUGGCAUUUCUUUAUGAAUUAAUGCGUUUUAGCAGCUUUGUCCCUGUCACCAUUCCACAUGCAACAACAAAGGAUACACAUUUAAUGGGUUAUCAUAUUCCAAAAGACACUGUAGUGUUUGUCAAUCAAUGGUCUGUCAAUCAUGAUCCUAUGAAAUGGUCCUCCCCAGAAGAAUUUGACCCUUCUAGAUUUCUAGAUGAUAAAGGCUUUCUAGACAAAGACCUAGUAAGUAGUAUCAUGAUCUUCUCAGUUGGCAAGAGGAGAUGUAUCGGUGAAGAGUUAUCAAAGCUGCAAUUGUUUCUUUUUGCUUCAGUCUUAGUCCACCAGUGUGAAUUUACUGCUGACCCUACAUGUAACCUCAAUCAGGAAUGUGACUAUGGACUGAGCCUCAAACCCAAACCAUUCACGAUCACCAUGACCCUUCGGGAUGGAAACAUGAACUUGUUGAACAACUCUGUUCUCAGAAUGAAUACUGAAUAAUAACGCAGUGAACAUUGAACAUUUGAAAACAAAAUUGUGAAUCGUGUUCCAUCAUUCUUGUCUUUUCACACAUGGCACAAAACUGAAACUGCUCAAAAAAACAAUGAAAUUUCAAUAACAUCAGCAAUUUUUUUUUCUAAUUUUAGGCAUUCAAGUUCAAAGUUGAAAUCUGUAAAGAUUUCAAACAACUGCUGAUCUGCAAGACAAAACCAGUAUUGUAAUUAAGCUAUAUAAUUGUUUGCGUAUAAUGUUUUUGUAAAUCUCACAGCAUAUUGUGCUGUUCCUUCGUGGCAUACUCUUAGGGAAACAAAUAUAUAAUGCAUUUUGUCAACUGGGUAAGUUGUUGCUAUAUGGUAUUAGUUCAUUGCACAAAUUAAAUUGAGCUUUGGUGGGAUUUGAAGUAUAUUUUUCAUUAAAAAAUAUAUAUUUUAUUGUGUUUAUAUUAAUUAAGCAUGAAAGUAAUAAUAUUUACUCAUUAUAUCCCCAAUAACUAAUAGCCCUCUAGCUAUGUGAUUAAGUUAUGAUAUAUUUUCUAUUUUAUCUUAAUAUAGCAAAACAUUAUGUGAUUAUGUAUAGUAAGAGACAGUUUUAUUUUAAUACAUAUAGGAAUAUAUUAAAUAUAUUAUGUUAAUGCUUAAAUUUACAUAGAAUAAUUAAGCUCAUCUCAACCUUAAAUGGCCAUGAUCUUGCCGUGUUUUCCGAUGAUUUCUUUGAAAAAGUUCACAAUUUAUUGGUUGGCUGUCCUGUGUAUUAUAUUAUGAUUUUAUAAUCUACUAAAUCAGAAAAGUCAGGGUUGCAUUUUUACAUGAGAAAUGUCAAGUCCUUACAAAAAAUAUAAAGAACUAUCCCUGGAACUGUUGUACAAACAUAAUAUAAAGUGAAUACCAUCAUUCAUGUCAGAAAUAGCUGGACGGUUAGAGUCUUCCUAAACAACAAAAUUCCAAAUUUAUGCAUAGGAACACGUCGAACACUAUAACUACUACAGUCUAUUGUAAUGGUCCUAGUGCUCUUCCAGAGUAAAUUGUCAAGCCAUUAUGGCCCCAAGUGCCCACAUCUUCAUCCCCUGCUUCCAGAUUCUACUACAUGAAUCCAACUAGCUCCACUAAGCUAAGCAGGGCGGCCGCACUUAUUGCCUAAGGGAGUCAGUUGAACACUUUUGGCUAAUUAUUUUAGUUGUGGAACGAUCAUGCUUAGCUCAGCGAAGACAUCCAGCUUCUCUGCAGGCUUUAGUGGUUAUGAUGCUUACAGUAAGAGCCUAUUCAGGAAACAGUGAGAUGUGAUGGGCUGAGAAUCUAACUCCAAAAUCUAGGCAGAAGUGGCCAUGUUGAAUUGUAUCCAGAGUUUGCAUCUCAGCUGUUCUAUCUGUACAACUGAGUAGUAAAUAAAUACCUUAAUGUUACAAAUGUGAAGGAACACAUGUACAGGAACACUAUAGUCACCUUAACAACUUUAGCUUAAUUAAGCAGUUUUAGUGUAUAGAUCAUGCUUCUCGGGUUUUACUGCUCAAUUCACUGCCAUUUAGUAGUUAAAUCACUUUAUUUCUCUUUAUGCAGCCCUUGUCACACCUCCCCUGGUUAUGAUUGACACCGCCAGCAUGAAGAAAACCUGGUUUCACUUUUAAUCAUAUGUAAUUUACCUUAAACAAUUGUAUCUCUUUCUCUGUAAAUUGAACUUUAAUUACAUACAGGAUGCUCUUGCAGGGUUUAGCAAGCUAUUAACAUAGCAGGGGAUAAGAAAAUCUAAAUUAAACAGAACUUUGCAAUAAAGGAAGCAUAAACUUUAGAGGACUCUUUACAGGAAGUGUUUAGGAAGGCUGUGCAAGUCACAUGCAGGGAGGUGUGACUAGGCUUCAUAAACAAAGUGAUUUAACACCUAAAUGGCAGAUAAUUGAGCAGUGAGACUGCAGGGGCAUGAUCUAUACACCAAAACUGCUUCAUUAAGCUAAAGUUGUUUUGGUGACUAUAGGGUCCCUUUAAGAUACAUUUUGCUAUGCUGUGGUUUUCUUUUUGGCAAUAGUGUGAUAAUGUUCCUUUAAUUUCUGUGAGAUUUAUUUCACCACGCCAUUGUGUUGUUCUUUUGUAUUUUUUUCAGCAGAGAACAUGCUUAGACUUGCAGUCAUACUGAUAUACUGGUGCGGGAAGACUGAUGCAUUUGCAGAAGAAUUAAAGUAGUAAAUCAGGGCUGUGUCAAAAUGUACCAUUACGUAAACAUUUUGAAAACAUAUGUUAAUAGAUAUUGGGCACGUACUUGAGGGAGAAAAAUGAUAGUUACACGCUGAGAUGUGAUGUUUUAAAGGUUUUGUGCACAUUGCACUUUGCUGCAUUUUUACCAUGUUUUCAAGAUUGAUGAUAAAGGCUGAAAUGUCACACCUGGGUAUUGAACAAUAUGCUGACUUUUCACUCAGUUAAUUGUGAUGUGACUGUAAGUGUUUGAACAUACAUUCAUAUAUUUAUUGAUUUAUUUAUGUAUUUAACAUUUCGUAUAAAGCGAAUGCUAUAUAGCUGCUGUGCAAAAUUGUAACAAUUGGACUUGGGUGUUGUUAUAGAGAGAUGGAUAUAUAAUUAGACAAACCAGAAUAAAAUAAGUAAAGAACCCUGUCUGUGAGUUUUAGUUUGACAUUUGUUGCACAAAGUGCUAAGUGAGACGGCUUGCAAUAUGAAGGAAGAUAUGCAUGGGGACAAAAGGUUGCAGAGGAUAAAAACAAUGUGAUAUUAUAGGAAAAAGCUAUUUCUGGUGUGGUCAGUUGUGGAGUUGGUGAAAUUAUAGUUGGUAAUUGGAGACCACACAGAUUAACGGAACCCUAGAGCAUUCGAAAAAAAAGGAAGUGUUGUUAAGUAUUCUAGGCCCCUUUGUCCCUCAGAACCUGUAAGUUAAAGCUAUUACUUACUUUUCUGGAUGACCAUCACUUAUGAUGAUUUCCUGGCCAAGAGUGCUUCUCACAGAGAAGCAUUGGGAGGUGGGGGCAUGCACAGCAAUUACAGCACUGUGCCGCUAGUUCUUGCCGUAGAGAAGCAUUGAAUCCACUGCUUCUUGUAGAGCACAAAGCAGUAAGUUAGAAAACCCUCCCAACUCAUUAACACCUGGGAGGGUGAAGCUUAGGAACGUUAUAAAAGUGCUAAUUUCUCUUGAAGUAAAAUAAGCAGAAGCUCUUUAAGUGUUGUUGAGUGUUCUUUUCAGAAGUACGGUCUAUAGAUUAGUGUGAGUCCAGGGUUAGAGAGUGGAUAGAGGGAAAAUAUAUGCUGUAAGUUGCUGUGAGUUGAGGAAGUUUCUGUGUUGUACCUAAGGAAGACAGAUGGGAUGCAAUUUAGAAUUAUCAUUGUAUUGUAUUUGAUAUCCAUAUUUUUAGGGGGAUAUAUCUUUUAAACUGGCUAUUGAUUGGUACAGGAGAAAGGAGAGUCAUUGCGGCUGCUAUAGGGAUGAUUAUUUCUAUUCAGCAUGUAGAAGCUACAGAGGCAGUGUUUCAAUGUACGUCUCUGUCCUAUUAUAGUGAUAGGUUGAAGAAAGGGGGUCCUAUUGUGCAAUGAUGGAAAAAGAAGAAGGAGAUAAAAGUUGGAAGAUGAUAAAAGUUGAGAUAACUUGUGAUGGGAAAAGGACACAUUCAUAGACAAUAUGGUGGAUGGUAUCGUAUUUGUUGGAGUGGUCCAUUAUGAUAGUUAAUUAACAAGGAAAAAGUAUGUUAAAUGAUUUGGCGGUGAGUGGGAAAUAGUAUACACCAGGACUUAAAAUGUGUUGCCCCAUGCUAUCAACCAGGCCUUAAAAGUUACUUGUCACUGCAAGCCAUUGUAUACCCUCCAAGGGUGAAUCUACUGUCUGGACUAAAUUGUUAAUCACCAAUGGCUAGUGACCAGUGACCAUUUUGAAGCCUGGUAUACACGGUGUAAUGAAUACAGGUCUUCAGAAUAACUGCAGUUUAGAUACAGGUACACACAUUCACUACUACAACCUACAAGAGCAAUGGUAUCCUUGCACCAAUGCAGGCACAACCGUUCCAGUUAUUUUUAAGUAUCAAGAUGUUUUGAAGAGCUUUUGAGAAAACUGCAGUUUCACUUGCAAUAUCUAUUUACUAAGGUGCUGAGUGAGAUAAAGUAAUAUAGAGGAAUUUUAAAAAAUCCGGCUGGUUUAUCAUUCACAAUCUUCUCAUGCUGAAAUGUGGUAAGAUUUAUCAAGCAAAGUACAUUUUAUUCUGGGUGCAUAAAAAGAAAAAUGCACCAGUAAUGGCAGGAUAUUUAUUAAGACAAAACAGGUGCUAUUUUAGGUGGGAAAUGCUAAAUGUUGAGAACAGAGAAGGCUUAAAUGAACACUCUGGGGACCAUAACAACUUAAAAAUUUACUUGUUAUGGUGCCAGGAGGUCGCCAGGUGGUUUCUUUCCUAAAGGGGUUAAAACAUUCUUGAAAAGUUAUUCCCCAAAGGUUGCCAUCAGGGUAUUUUCUCAAGCAGCACCUGGCUUCUAAAAUUGCUGAUUGCCGAGAGCGGCCGCUAACUCUCUAAGCCAAUCAGUAGCCCCCACUCUACAAAUAUGUAUGUUUAACCCCAUGGCGUCUAACCGUGCACCUAAUAUCAUUUUAUGGCAAAUCCUGCUCUGGUUGUGAGACAUUCUAUUCCCAUGGUUUACAUGAUUGUUCCUUAUUUAGAAAUUUGGCCCCAGAAUAACACUUGACUUUAUCUUGAAAAAUGUCAUCCUUUGUCUUCAUAAAUUUAUCUCUAAGUUUAAAAAAGUAUUAGUUCUUAGUCUCAGACAAUGAGUAUAUGAGGAUGUGGGAUAAUUUACUACCAAUUCCAUUAAUUUGUUUUGUAAAAUAAUGAUUUAUGUAAGAUUUUUUUCCCUUGAGAAACCGGCUUAAUGGUCAAUCUGAAUAAAAUUUCCAGUCAGUAGAGUUGACAAUAUGGCACAUGCUUCCCAAGUUAAUUUGAAGUCAUCACACAAAUAUUUUUGGCAAAUAGAUACCACAGUCAUGCAAAAAGGGACAGGGCAAGAUGGAGUAGAGACCCGUUUAAACUUUGUAAACUGUACAAAACAUAAAAUCUAUUGAUGUAUUAAAUGAAGCAGGCUACCUUUAACUUUAUAUACUGGUUUAGGUAAGAGAAUACAUUAUUAUUGUUUGAGUGAUUUCUCUUUUUACAUAAAAAGUCUCAGGUUUUUGCAAAACUCCUCUUUGGAAAUUUUAUUCUUGUUAUUGAGAUCUGUGAAUUAUGUUUUUUUGUUUUGCUUAAUAUUUAGAUCUACAUUAGAUCAAAGUUAUGUGUGCAUUUCUACAUUUAUGUAUUUUAUAUUUUUGUGUUAGCAUAGCACAAAUCAUCUAGUAAACUGUUGUAUAGUUUGUUCCCUUUAUCUUAGAUCAAUCUAAUGAAAUCAACUUUAAGCCUUCUUUAUAAAGAUCCUUUAAUUCCAGUGUUUCCAAAUAAAUGUUUUUUAAUUUACUAUGGCUUUUUUUUUUUAUAUAGGAAAGUUUUCUCUAAUUCUAAAGUAUUUUUAAAUUUUAAAAAAUAAUAUAUAUAUAUAUAUAUAUA
This is a messenger RNA of Pelobates cultripes (western spadefoot toad), 28851 nucleotides long. The record is from the annotation of a GenBank genome assembly. Lineage: Eukaryota; Metazoa; Chordata; Amphibia; Anura; Pelobatidae.